AUGAAUCACAUGAAGGGAAAGAAGGAUUCAAUAAUGAUGCUGUAUCUUCUUGCAAUAUCUGUGCUAAUUCUAUUGCCAAAAGCAGUUUCAUGCGUUGGAUCACAGAAUUUCACUCACUCAGGAUGUUUUUCCUCAACGUUUUCCUUGCGCAGUAAAUACAACUCAGUCAUAAAACCUGUGACUUGGGAGAUUUGUAUGCAGCUCUGCGCACACAAAGUGACAAUUUACGCAGGAGUUCAGGCGAGAAAGAAUACUUGUUUCUGUGGUAAUGACAUAAGGAAGCACUCGACUGUAGAGGACAAUUCCUUCUGCUAUCCUUGUACAGAGGACAACACUCGUUGGUGUGGAGGAAAUGACACCUUGUCACUAUAUCAAAUCCUACCUGAAGAAACCGAACCACUAGUUUUGGUGGUUGCAGCUGAAAAUGGGUUGAAGGUGAUUGUUCAAGAAGGUCCUGGGGAAUCUAAUAACGUUUGGCAGCUUACUAAAAUGAAUACCGGCCUUGUCGAUUAUGAUUACAAAAAACAAGAGAUAUACUUUGUGUCGAAGAACAAUAUCUUAAAGUCCACCUAUAUACCUUCAUCAAUGACAUACAUUCAUGCAAUCACAGUAGUUGAAACAGAAUGUGAUAAUGUCUCUGAUCUAACAUUUAAUUGGAUGGGAAACACACUCAGAUGGUCUUGUGAAAGUGAAUUAAAUGUUCAGGAAUGUAACCUUGAUGGGUCUGAUAAGCAAAAAAGACUCUAUAAUGCUGAUGAUAUUACUCACUAUUAUUUUGAACCGUUAUUAAGGUUUCAAAUUUUUUUUGAAGAUGGAGGUAAACUUUCAAAAUGCGGGAAAGUAUGUACGUGGGAUGUGUUGUCUAAAUACCACUUUGGAACUGUUGUGGAACUGAGUGUGGAUGUUCAACAGGAAACUAUAUAUGUGAUUGGUUCAUUCACCAAAAAUGACGUAAACAAUUUCUUAGUUAGUUGUAAUUACGACUUCUCGACCUUCAAAGUUCUAUACAGUGGACCAGAACUUGCCAAGCCACGCGGAUUAAGCACUGUCAAUGGGUUGAUUGUAUGGAGCAACCAAGAAAAUGAAAAUUAUACAAUUUACAGAGGACACGUGUCACCCAAAGCUGGAAUAGACAAAUUGGUUGCAAUCUUUACUGAUACUCAGAAAAUCAAUGAUUUGAAAAUAUUUUCACAAGAAGCUCACAGUGCAGGAACAGAAUACUCUUGUCGGCAGCUGAACUGUUCUCACAGCUGCAGAGUUGUAACCAGUCUACUGGUAGAAUGUAGUUGUCCGUCAAACAUGACUCUAGCUGGGGAUGGAACAACUUGUACAGGUAGCUGCAGAGUUGUAACCAGUCUACUGGUAGAAUGUAGUUGUCCGUCAAACAUGACUCUAGCUGGGGAUGGAACAACUUGUACAGGUAGAUGA
Macrosteles quadrilineatus (aster leafhopper) is the source of this 1428-nucleotide messenger RNA. RefSeq names its product low-density lipoprotein receptor-related protein 4-like. Gene Ontology annotation, cellular component: plasma membrane. NCBI's taxonomy places the organism in Eukaryota, Metazoa, Arthropoda, Insecta, Hemiptera, Cicadellidae. Bases 1 to 1428 code for a protein of 475 amino acids. The record is from RefSeq and is a predicted model, not a curated record. The transcript is spliced from 7 exons.